GAGUCUGGAAGGGGAGCCGAGCCGGGCUGGGUUCGAGAGUGAGGGGCAGAAGCGGCUCCUUCAGUCCGGCUGAGGGGAAAGCGGGUCUUCCGAGGAGGAGCAGGUAUGUGGAGUAAAAGUGAAUUGCUAUCAACUUGAUCUUGAUCCGAAGUUAUAAAAUGCAGACCCAGAAAUGAGUCCUACUGAACUACCUUCUGGAAUGGCAACCUGAAAGAUCUUUUGAUACGCACAGACACUGUAACUCUUUCUUACCUCACUUCAUAAAUAAUGGAAAUGUCAGGCCAACAACACUGCUCUUGAAGAUAAGGUUUUGCAUUCCCUUCCCAUUGCUUGGAUAUGAGUGAUCACACACCACAGGAAGAAAAACACAAAUCCAGCAGAACUUCCUUAAAGUUUAAGGAAUCUGCAAGAAUUAUGCAGUCUGAUGACUAUUUUGCAAGAAAAUUUAAGGCUCUAAAUGGUAAUAUGGGCCCCCCUUCUUCUUUAAGCGCAACCAACAAAGGUGAAAGCAGCAACCCAGCCAAUGGUACCCCAGCUAUGCCUAAGAUGGGUGUCCGAGCCAGAGUAUCUGAAUGGCCUCCUAAGAAAGAUUGUACCAAGGAAUUAAGCAAAGCUACAUGGGAAAGUAGACCUCAAGUUAGUUAUGACGGUGCUGGGUCAGCAAAUGGUGACCAGAAUGAGGGGCAGCAAAAAGAACCCCUUGAUAUAGAAUUUGCAGAGGCAAAGUAUGCAUUAGGAGACAUUUUUCUCCAUUCACCACACAGAGGGCUUCACCCUAUAAGACAAAGAAGCAACAGUGAUGUUACAAUCAGUGACAUUGACACAGAGGAUGUACUAGACCAGAAUGCUGUUAAUCCAAAUACAGGAGCAUCUCUCCAUAGGGAAUAUGGAAGCACUUCAUCAAUUGACAGACAAGGUUUAUCUGGUGAGAAUUUUUUUGCAAUGCUUCGAGGCUACAGGGUGGAAAACUUUGAGCAUAAAACACACAUGCCAUUUGGAUUUCCUGAAUUUUUUCACUGCGAUCCCACAAUUUCUCCAAGUCUCCAUGCUGCAGCACAGAUAUCCAGAGGAGAAUUUGUAAGAAUUUCUGGACUUGACUACAUGGAUAGUGCCCUGCUAAUUGGCAGAGACCGGGACAAAUCUUUCAAAUGGAGAUUGAAGUCAGAAUCUGUAGAAACGUCACUCUUUAGAAAAUUGCGGACUGCUAAAAGUGAACAUGAAACUCUUAAAUUCUCAUCUGAACUAGAAGAAAGUAGACUUGAUAAAAAUGUUCAUCCUUGGAAUUGUCAGAAGUGUUUUGCACAUUAUGAUGUCCAGAGCAUUCUGUUUAACAUUAAUGAAGCAAUGGUUACCAGAAUUAAUGUGGGGAAAAGAAAAAAUAUAACCACUGGGGCAUCUGCUGCAUCACAAACUUCAACAGUAGCCGGACAGCUUGGAAGCUGUGAAUCUCCUAUGGGGAGUAAAGAGGAUCUCAAUUCAAAAGAGAACUUAGAUGCUGAUGAAGGUGAUGGGAAAAGUAAUGACCUAGUAUUGAGCUGUCCUUAUUUCAGGAAUGAAACUGGUGGGGAAGGUGAUAGGCGGAUUGCGCUCUCUAGGGCAAACUCAGCCUCUUUUUGUGCAGGAGAUAGUUGUUCUUUUGAGUCUUCGCUAAGUUCACAUUGCACGAAUGCCGGUGUUUCGGUGCUGGAAGUACCCAGGGAGAAUCAACCAAUCCACAGGGAGAAAGUGAAACGUUAUAUCAUCGAGCACAUUGAUCUUGGUGCAUAUUACUAUAGAAAGUUUUUCUAUGGAAAAGAGCAUCAAAACUACUUUGGAACAGAUGAAAAUUUAGGACCAGUAGCAGUCAGCAUCAGAAGGGAGAAGUUUGAAGAUGCAAAAGAGAAAGAAGGUUCACAGUUCAACUACCGUGUAGUGUUCAGAACAAGUGAGCUUACCACGUUGAGGGGAGCCAUUUUAGAAGAUGCUAUUCCAUCUACUGCUAGACAUGGCACAGCACGCGGUUUACCUCUUAAAGAAGUAUUGGAAUAUGUAAUACCAGAACUGAGCAUUCAGUGCCUACGGCAAGCUUCCAACUCACCCAAAGUUUCUGAGCAGCUGCUUAAACUUGACGAACAAGGGCUGAGUUUUCAGCACAAGAUUGGGAUCCUGUAUUGCAAAGCAGGCCAAAGCACUGAGGAGGAGAUGUAUAACAAUGAGACCGCAGGACCGGCUUUUGACGAAUUCCUUGAUCUCCUAGGUCAGAGAGUAUGGCUGAAAGGUUUCAAUAAAUACCGAGCUCAGCUAGACAAUAAAACCGAUUCAACUGGAACACAUUCCCUUUAUACUACCUACAAAGAUUACGAAAUAAUGUUUCAUGUGUCAACUAUGCUUCCAUAUAUGCCCAGUAACAGGCAACAGGAAAUAACUACGCCCUGCUUGGUCACUGAUCAGGACAUCCCUCUAGUUUUAGAGCGAGCAGGAGAUCCAAACACACAGCUUUUAAGGAAAAGGCACAUAGGAAAUGACAUUGUUACCAUUGUCUUCCAAGAGCCUGGAGCGCUUCCUUUUACUCCAAAAAAUAUCCGUUCUCAUUUUCAACAUGUGUUUGUCAUUGUUAAAGUCCACAACCCUUGCACUGAAAAUGUGUGCUAUAGUGUUGGAGUUUCAAGGUCAAAAGAUGUACCACCUUUUGGGCCACCAAUACCUAAAGGAGUGACUUUCCCUAAAUCAGCAGUUUUCCGGGACUUCCUUUUGGCCAAAGUUAUUAAUGCAGAAAAUGCAGCACACAAGUCAGAAAAAUUUCGAGCCAUGGCCACUAGAACACGGCAAGAGUACUUGAAAGAUCUUGCAGAAAACUUUGUUACUACCGCUACAGUAGACACGUCAGUCAAGUUUAGUUUUAUUACACUGGGAGCAAAGAAAAAAGAGAGAGUGAAACCAAGGAAGGAUGCCCACUUAUUCAGCAUUGGAGCAGUGAUAUGGAAUGUGAUAGCACGAGACUUUGGUCAGUCCCUUGACAUUGAAUGUCUUCUUGGUAUCUCAAAUGAGUUCAUCGUGUUGAUUGAAAAGGAAUCAAAGAAUGUUGUUUUCAACUGCUCCUGCAGAGAUGUUAUUGGAUGGACAUCUGGAUUAAUGAGUGUUAAAGUUUUUUAUGAAAGAGGAGAAUGUGUUCUUCUCUCAGCACUUGAUAACUGUGCUGAUGACAUCAGAGAAAUGGUUCAAAGACUGGAAAUAGUAACUAGAGGAUGUGAAACAACAGAAAUGACCUUAAGGAGAAAUGGCUUGGGACAGCUCGGAUUCCAUGUUAACUUUGAAGGGAUUGUAGCAGAUGUGGAGCCAUUUGGUUUUGCCUGGAAAGCUGGCCUACGUCAAGGCAGUCGCCUUGUGGAGAUCUGUAAAGUAGCUGUAGCAACCCUGACUCAUGAACAAAUGAUUGACCUGCUGCGCACUUCUGUGACUGUAAAGGUGGUGAUUAUCCAGCCACAUGAAGAUGGAUCACCUAGACGGGGUUGCUCAGAACUGUGUCGAAUUCCCAUGGUGGAGUACAAACUUGACAGCGAAGGCACCCCAUGUGAGUAUAAAACCCCUUUCAGGAGGAAUACUACUUGGCAUCGGGUGCCAGCUCCUGCAGGGCAGCCUCUUUCUCGUGCCUCUCCAAUCCUAGGAACAUCUGAUAGAUUGCAGUGCCAGCAGCUUCUCCAGCAGGCGCAAACAGCCAUUCCUCGCAGUACUUCAUUUGACAGAAAGCUGCCAGAUGGUGCAAGAAGUUCACCGAGCAACCAAUCAUCCUCCAGUGACCCAGGACCAAGUGGGAGUAGUCAGUGGAGACACCAAGUGGGAUAUGAUGGGUGCCAGUCCCCUUUACUUCAUGAUCACCAGGGUUCAGGUCCACUGGAGAGUGAAGGAGGCAGAGAACAUGAAGAAUCUUUGGAAGCGACCAGGCAUCCCAAUGAAACCAAGUGGCAUGCACCAUCAACCAAAGUCUUGAGUUCCUAUAAAGACCGCGCUUUACAGAAAGAGAACAGUGGCAAGGAUUCACCAAACAAAUUUUCUCAUAUUGGAGACAAAAACUGUUCCAGCCAUUCCAGCAGUAAUACCCUGUCAAGUAAUACAUCCAGCAACAGUGAUGAUAAGCACUUUGGCUCCGAAGACCUAAUGGACACUGACUUGCUUGGAUUAACAUACAUUAAAGGAGCUUCUACUGACAGUGGGAUUGAUACAGCUCCUUGUAUGCCUGCUCCAAUUUUGGCUCCUUUGCACCUGGCUGGAAGCCGGUCAGGGAUACAUAACCGGACUGAUCAGUGGGCUGAAUCAUCUGAAACUCCUGGACCAGAUGAUGAGACUAAAAUGUAUGCUGUUCACAGCUAUGCUUCUGCCAUUUCUAGCAGUCAUACAGGGGAUGGUAGCAUGGGAGACCUCAGUGAAAUAUCUUCACAUUCCAGCGGGUCACAUCAUUCAGGAAGUCCUUCAACACAUGGCCCUAAAAGCAGUGGAUCAUUAGAUACGUCCAAAGUGUACAUAGUGUCACAAAAUUGCAGUCAACAGAUCUCUGGCUCCAUAGCAAAAUGCUACCCUCGACAAGGAGCUAUAAGCAAAUAUGUCAUUGGCUGGAAAAAGUCAGAAGGUAGCCCUACACCUGAGGAGUCUGAAGCUUCGGAAUGCCAAGAAAUGUAUAGUGAUGUUGAGGGCCUAUCAUCAAGUCAGCUUCAGGCCUCUAUAAGGAAUACAGUUUCUGAAAGUCAGCGAGUCUUAUCAAAAGAAGAGUUUCUGAAGUUGAUGAUGCCAGACAACAUCUCAGUGGAGGAAGGCAGAAGAAAGUUUUCAUUUUACGGGAACCUAUCUCCAAGGAAGACGCUAUACCGCACUCUUUCUGAUGAGAGCAUAUGUAGCAAUCGGAGAGGAUCUUCAUAUGCUAGCUCGCGGAGCUCAAUGCUAGACCAAGCUUUGCCAAAUGAUAUUUUGUUCAGUACUACACCACCAUAUCACAGCACCUUACCUCCUAGAACAAGCUUAACCACUGGUACUGGACACCUACGACAUGAGUUUUGGUUCUCAGACGGGUCUUUAUCUGACAAAUCAAGAUUCAAUGAUCCUGGGUUGAUGCCCCUUCCAGAUACAGCAACAGGAUUAGACUGGACUCACCUUGUAGAUGCUGCACAAGCAUUUGAAGAUUUUGACUCUGACGAAGAACUUGGGCCAGUCUGUCAUCACACUCCGUUUCUAGAUCAAAGGGUUGCAUCUUUUUGCACCUUGAAUGACAUGCAGCAUGUGCAAAGCUUGGAGAGUAAUCAAGCCUUGGGCGCAAGUCCAACAAAUGGAAAGGACUUCAUUGACACUACUGGGGAGGACAGCCCUACUACAUUGACUGGAAAAGUAAACCAGCUGGAAGUGAUCCUCCGACAGUUGCAAACUGAUCUUCGGAAGGAAAAACAAGACAAAGCUGUUCUCCAAGCUGAAGUCCAACAUUUGAGACAAGAUAACAUGAGACUUCAGGAAGAAUCUCAAACAGCAGCUGCUCAACUAAGAAAAUUUACAGAAUGGUUUUUCAAUACAAUAGACAAGAAAUCCUAAUAUCAAAGUCCCUGUAAAAGCACAGUUGAAGCCACAUAACACCAGUAACUUUUGAAGUAGCCUAAUAUAAUUUCACUGUGUCCACAAUCCAUUUUACAUUUUCUGCUGUAAUCUCUGCCCAGCCCCAGGCUACUGACAGUAAGAAAUUAUCUUCAUAUUCAUCUGAAGAAAACAGAGAAUGAAUAGCAGACGUUUGUUUUUGUGAAGAUGAAUGUACAAUUCCUGGUGUCAUUUUAGACAUUUUAGAGUAUACUUCUGACUUGGGAUUGCCUGAAGAAGAAUAAAUUGGGGUUUAUCUUCGGUACUUCAGCUGAAGAUGCUAAAGCAAUUUAUGGUAGCUUGGGUUUCAGUAUUGUAAGAUAAAUAAUAAUAAUAAUAAUAAACUAGACAUAUACUUUCAUGUUUAAAGGUGCUCUAUUUUUUGUAUGUACAGUAGAUAUUUCCACAGUCACAUUGUCAUAGCAAUAAGAAUGGAAGUAGAAUUGAAUAGUCACAAAACUGUGUUUAUAAAAAUUAGCACUGAGGUGUUUAACACUAGUUUGGAUGCAGAUAUAUUAGGGGUUAUUUAUUUGCAGAAAAAAUGGUGCCUGAAUUUAAGCAGUGUUCUGAUUUUUCUUAAAAAAAUAAAUACACAUGCCUUGUAAAUGGCUCACUUGAAUCAGUUCACUCCAAUGUCAGUUCCUUUUGUAUAGUUCAUGUUCAGCUAAGAUUGUUCUAGAGAAACUAACUAUUGAAACCAUAUGUGGUGCAAGCCAGCCAAUCAUUUGUAUAAUGCCAGAUUUGUUUAUCUUUGUACAGAAGCUUUGAGCGAGUGACUUAUAUUUAACACCUUUAUUUAAGCUUAUUUAACCUGUUAAUUUUAUAAAGCUUUUGUUUUAUCUGCACUAUGGUGGGGACAGUGGAUUGCAAGCUACAAUGUGUGUUUAGCUUGCCAAAAUGGCACUGCAGAGUUCUAGAAAAUUCUAACUAUUGGAUGCUGCUAGUACACAAUUUGUGUAAGUAUACUUUAACAUUUUUAACUGUUUCAUUUGAAAUGAACAUACAUUUUGCUUUUUUAAUAAAUGUUAAAAAUGUGAACCACAA
Messenger RNA from Podarcis muralis (Common wall lizard), 6633 nucleotides. It is a transcript of the gene SIPA1L2, whose product is annotated as signal induced proliferation associated 1 like 2. Gene Ontology annotation, biological process: regulation of small GTPase mediated signal transduction. Gene Ontology annotation, cellular component: cytoplasm. The record is from RefSeq and is a predicted model, not a curated record. Gene Ontology annotation, molecular function: protein binding; GTPase activator activity. Lineage: Eukaryota; Metazoa; Chordata; Lepidosauria; Squamata; Lacertidae.